Messenger RNA from Scleropages formosus (Asian bonytongue), 5847 nucleotides. RefSeq names its product septin 5a (gene septin5a). The record is from RefSeq and is a predicted model, not a curated record. Gene Ontology annotation, molecular function: GTP binding. Bases 2740 to 3867 code for a protein of 375 amino acids. The transcript has 11 exons. Lineage: Eukaryota; Metazoa; Chordata; Actinopteri; Osteoglossiformes; Osteoglossidae.
AUGAAGUGCAGUUAGUUUCUUUCUUUCCACCAUACGAACCGACGUUCAUCACACGAGUAGCCGCAUAAAACUGUAUCCCAAUUUCCACGAUUCCUUCCUAGUAAUUUUUUUAAUAAAAUAUAUAAACAUUUACGUUACAUUCCAGGAGUAGUUGCGUGAAGGUGUAUCCAUAUACCGUGGUAUGUGACAGAUUGACCGUACUGGAGACUGAAGUGUUUGUAACCAAACGUCUCCUUGUAGCAAAGGCCUCUGAAUCUGGGACUGUUAUGAAGACGACUUUAACUGUUGUGUAAUUCUGUAAGGAUGUGCUAUGAUGAUGAUGAUGAUGAUGACGAUGAUUGAGGAGGAAGAACAAACAGAGCGAAAACAAUACAAACACGGAGCAUUUCCACUGCGGUCGGCUCUCGGCUUCCUGUCGCUCAGCGUGGAGUGAAUGUGACGCGACGUGUUCCGACACACAGUGACGUCGAAGGGAAGGGAGGACGAGGUGAACGACACGUGUCGUUGACGGAGGGAGGUGUGCGCAAACGGAGGGAAGUGGCCGCACGAUCCCUGCGCUCGUUACGCCUCGUCGCUCAUCGUUACGCCUCCGCUCCCUCCGCCGGCGGACCCCGUCCCGCUCGGGCUCUUCCGUCGGCCCUCGUGCGGCCCUGGGCGACCCCCGCGGCCGACGGAACGGAAAACGGUUCGGCGAGGGCCCCGCUGGCGCUUCCGCUCGUCCUCCGCGGAUUUGCCGCCAUUAAUUAAUUUUUCUUUAUCCUUUUUUAUAGCUGGGACGAAGCGCCGUAAUUACCGCGUUCGAGUGCGGUACCGCGCGUGGCCCCCCGGGGCCGAACCGGAGCUGUUGGGUUCCGUCACGAUUUAGGGGCUUCGCUAUUCCCGUCGUGAUCGGCGGCGUGCGAUACGCGAUACGCGUCUUGUACCGUGUCUUUACCUUCCUGGCUCAUGUGGGCCGUGAGCAAAGUGAUACCAACGUGGUGCAGGGCAGGGUUUGAAUCCCCACCCCGCGCCCGCUCCCAGCGUCGGCUCCCAGCGUCGGCUCCAGGUGCCGCAGCGCAGCAGACGGCGGCUGGCGGACCGCGGGCUUCUGCGGGCGCGAAGGCACAGAUGGGGGUCCGGCCUUCGGCUCCGCCGUGUCUCGCGGGGACAUCUGUUCCAUUCAAAGAGCUGCGCUCGCCUUCGUGGGGGCGGGGGGGCAGCAGCCAGAAGAAAGGGACCUAAUGCUGCACCCUGACCCUCCAACCCCCACCCGAGCACGUGGCGUCGGAGCAGCUGGCGUGGGGUGUCGUGCUGCUCCUCUAAAACCGACACCGGCGUAACUCUGUACACGCGAGUUUUUAUUGUUUCGUCGUUCAUACGAGCGUCUGCGAACCAGAGGGCGGCCGACGCCGUCCACACGCUGCCUUUCGUCGCUGACCCCACGCGGUCCGUUCUCGUCCGCAGGGAGUAUGGACACGCACUCACGCACGCGCACUUAAGUUUGUCCGAACAGCGGCGUUUCACCACUCGAUGUUGGCCGCCCUUCAGAAAGGGAACUUGCUGAUGAAAAUAUCGCUGGGCUCUCGUGUAAAUGAAGAGAAGACAAACCGGGAGCAACACUUUUGUUUCCAUUUUGGUAAUUCGGCAAUUGCGUCAUAGUUCCGUUUCCGUCUGUAGCCGUUCCCUGCCUUCAGAGUCACUCGAGAUGACGGCGUGACGGGUUCGGCGCCUCGUUCUCCUCGCCGAAUGGCUCCCUCCCGUGGAGGACGUGGAAACGGCCCGCGGGCGUUUGACGGCGGUUCGUCCGCGGAAGCGUGAGCUGGAAGGACAAGGUGUGCGUCGCGUGGCGGCGGACGGAGCCUCCGAAUUCACGAAACGUUUCCGGAACUUUCUGCGGGGGACCGUUGCCGAGAGCGCUGCGGGAGCGUUCUCGACCUCACGAACUUCCGUCCAGCUGAAGUCCAGCUGCGUCCCUAUUUUACUGCUCCUUGGCAGCAUCCCCGAGUUCUGCCGGACUCGUCUGACGCUCUUCCGAUGACCAGUUCAGGCCCAUUAACCGUGUCUCCGUCCUGUCUCCGUCCCUGUCCUGUCCCAUCCCUGUCCCUUCCCUGUCCCAUCCCUGUCCCGUCUGUGUUCUGAAACCUCACGAGGUCCGAGUGGAGUGUCGGUGUCAGUGUACGUGGCUUAACGCUCCAAGUGUCUUUGGAGGAAAACGACAGACAGAUGAAGGAAUGUGGCCGCGUGAACAAGGUGCUGAGCGCAGGAAAGAAGGAAACUGGUUCUGGGUAAAAGAUCCUCACGUGAUCAUCGGAGGCAAGAAGGGAGGUGUCCAACAAGUGGUCUCCGCUGCGAGGGACGUGGCUCCGAGCUCCACCGGGGAGCCCGUCCUGUGCCCUCCCGCACACCUUCUCCGUCGCCCCGAACCUUUCUUUCGUUUUCCUCCGGGAAUAAGAGGGCGAACGCGUGAACGCGGCCCUUAUCCUGCACACGCGUCUCGUGUUUCUGCUCUCUCUCUCGCUCCUCCCAGCGCAGGCCAGCGCAGGCCAGCGCAGGGGACAGGAAGUGCCGAACGUGCGCGAGGAAUUCCUCCGGCGCCCGUCUGAGCGCGGGGCCCGGGCAGGCGUUCGGGGGAGGGCCGGCCGCCUGGGCGGGACCUCACCGGCUGGGGAAGGAGUGGGAGGAGAUGCGGCAGUUUUCCUUCGUGCUAUUCUUGGCCGCAGCGCCGGAGCUCUGGGAGCCUCCGCCUUCGCUUCGUGUGGAAUGGAUGCCAUCAUACUGCAGGAGAAGCUGGUCGAGCGUCUCCUGUCUCCCAGAAUGAGGUCGGCCAGAGUGAAGGAGAAGCAGUACGUGGGCUUCGCCACCCUCCCCAACCAGGUGCACAGGAAGUCGGUGAAGAAGGGCUUCGAUUUCACCCUCAUGGUGGCAGGGGAAUCCGGCCUGGGGAAGUCCACUCUUGUGAACAGCCUGUUCCUCACGGACCUCUACAAGGAUAGAAAGCUCCUGAACGCUGAGGAGCGCAUCAACCAAACAGUGGAGAUCAUCAAACACACGGUGGACAUUGAGGAGAAGGGUGUGAAGCUAAAACUGACCAUCGUGGACACGCCCGGCUUUGGGGAUGCCGUCAACAACAACGAGUGCUGGAAGCCGAUCACCGACUACAUCGACCAGCAGUUUGAACAGUACUUCCGCGACGAGAGCGGCCUCAACCGGAAGAACAUCCAGGACAACCGUGUGCAUUGCUGUCUCUACUUCAUCCCACCAUUCGGACACGGGCUGCGGCCGGUCGACGUGGAGUUCAUGAAGGCCCUGCACGAGAAGGUCAACGUGGUGCCGCUCAUUGCGAAGGCGGACUGCCUGAUGCCUGUCGAAGUGAAAAAGCUCAAGGACAGGAUACGAGAAGAGAUUGACAAAUUUGGGAUUAAGGUCUACCAGUUCCCUGACUGUGACUCCGAUGAAGAUGACGAGUUUAAGCAGCAGGACAAAGAGCUGAAGGAAAGCACGCCGUUCGCUGUGAUCGGGAGCAACACAGUGGUUGAGGCCAAAGGACAGCGUGUGCGAGGGCGUCUUUACCCCUGGGGCAUCGUGGAAGUGGAGAACCAGUCCCACUGCGACUUUGUAAAGCUGCGCAACAUGCUGAUCCGAACACAUAUGCACGACCUGAAGGACGUCACAUGUGAUGUCCACUAUGAGAACUACAGGGCACAGUGCAUACAGCAGAUGACCAGCAAACUAACCCAGGAGAAUCGCAUGGACAGCCCCAUCCCCAUUUUGCCCCUGCCAACCCCAGAUGUCGAGACGGAGAAGCUGAUCAAGAUGAAAGAUGAGGAGCUGAAGCGGAUGCAGGAGAUGAUCCAGAAGAUGCAGCAGCAGAUGCACGAGCAGGACUAGCGAUUCUUUUUCUUUAGCUCUCAAAAUCUGGUCAGAACCAGAACGGCAGAGGAGAGCCCAGGAAACAACAACCUACCAACUGGCAUUUCAGUUUUACCCUUAUCAUUAUUACUGUAUUAUUAUUAUUAUUAUUAUCAUAUAGAGCGGCCUCUGAAAUCAGUGGCACCCAUGAUAAAGAUGAACAAAAAAGCAGUAUCAAGUAAGUGGUUCACAUAAACAGCUGUGUCGACAUGAAAAAGAGUAAAACGUUAGCUGUCCAUCUGCACUGUUUAUUUUAUACUGCUUUUUCGUCCAUCAUUUCAAAGGCCGCCGGAUAAAGAAAAUAAAUGCCUGCAAAAACAUAUAUUGUACAUACAGCUUCCUAGAUCUGUUUCUGGAGCAGGGUGAGUGGGCACUGGAAUAGCGUGCUAUGUGCUGGUGUCGGUGGUACUGUACUAUGCAGCGGCAUGAUUUGUGUGUGGUGCUUAGGGGUCCACGUCAGCCAAGAAAAAACUAAGUGGAUUGACCACUUUUUUUUCUAAAACCAUACGUCAUGUCUGUCUUAAAAUUAUUCAGAACAUUAACAGUAGAAACAUGGUGUGAUAUUUAAAUGACAGUAUUUAUAAAUAUUUUUUUUAAACAGCAUUCAUGCAGUGGAAGCACACAGGCUUUGUCUCAGUGCAGUUGUGGCAUUGUGCUGUAUGUCUGUCCGGGUGAUGGUCAGCGAGGGAAUUCGGAGAGCGCUGCUUCCCCUGGCAGCGAAGGGAACAAGCCUGACACAGACACCGGAUGUCUGCGUACAUCUGAGAGCAAAAAUACUUCCUUUCCUCUACGCAGACGACAUACAUUGUUCGACAUGACCGAAGCUGCCUCCGCUUCUAAGAUUUGAAAGAAACAAGUUUUGUUCAAUGGUAAUAAUGAUGAUGAUGAUAAUUUGAUCUUGUUUCAGCCUAGCUAAUUGCUUUUAGAUUACGAUUUAAAUGAACAUAAUGUUUUUUCCUAUGCUCCACUCUCACAAAAAUCCAUAUUCAGGCUUCACUCGUAUAACAAGUGCUCCUUUUGCAAAAGUUCAGACUUGGGAACAAAUGUAAUUUGUAUUGUAAAAUUGAUUUAACAAGCCUUAGUGAUGCUGAGCAUCAUACGAAGUGAGAAGCCCCCCCAACACAACAUCUCCAUCUGUCUCACCUUCUUGUGCCUGUCGGCAAGCCCCUUGAAAUUUUCAAUAUCCGUAAUACUAAUGGGCUCUUCAUUAAAGCUAUUUUGCUUUAAUUGCUAAAAGUUGAAAAGGCAAAGGAAAGGCUUACCUAUCAAUUUAAAACUCACGGUAAUACAAUGUAUAUAUUCCUCCGGAAUGACAAUAUUAUCACAAAUGACUGUAUAAUCUGAGGGGUUACAAGUGGGUUGCAACAAGAAAUUUACAGUAUAUUUCAGCGUUUAAAAAUUACAGUGAAAUAAAACAAAAAGUAUUUAAAAAAUAAAAAGCAUAAAAGAAGAACAAAAUGCUUCCGUGAUAACUUUGUAUAACGCAGAGUCACAGCAGAAGCAUAGAUAAUAAGGCAGGGCAGUGGUGCGCGCGCACACACACACACACACACACACACACACACACACACACACACACACACAAAGUACAAGCAAUUUAAAAUCAACUCAAAAUCAUGUGUGGACUGUGUAAGGAAAGCAGACCACCAGGAGGAAGCCCAAGUUUAAGCUCAGAUCCAAGGAACUGUGAGGCACUUACUGCACCACAGAGUUGCCAAAGAGAACAACAGAAUUAAACAACAAAAAUAGAAGUAUUUAAGUAACCGAUGAAGGAAAAGGAGGAAACUGGGUAGAAAAAGGAGCAUGCAAAUGUGUUUUGCAUAAGCAAUUUUGAAUGUGGCGAUUUUAAGCCUGGAUUUAAAGUUGUCCAGAGAAGUUCUGAUAUUUUGAACUUGGUUCUCAGUGAAAUAUUUUUCAGUUUUUUAAUUUUAAAAAAAAAAAAAAAAAAAAAAAAAAAAA